This is a messenger RNA of Drosophila mauritiana, 500 nucleotides long. RefSeq lists its product as uncharacterized. The transcript has a single exon. The coding region runs from base 1 to 384 and encodes 127 amino acids. The record is from RefSeq and is a predicted model, not a curated record. Lineage: Eukaryota; Metazoa; Arthropoda; Insecta; Diptera; Drosophilidae.
AUGUCUGACAAGGAUAAAAAAGAUGAACCGGAACAGUUGGAUGAUGAUUCCAGUGACGACGAUGCCAACCAGACCGAUGCUGGAGAUCAGUACUCCAAUCCUACCAUCAGUGCAUCACCCUCGAUUCUGCGACACCCCAACGCUCCCCGGCCGGAUAUUUCGAAUGUCCCCUCGGUGGUCAUUGCGUUGCCAAGUAGCGAGACCGUUGUCGCGACCGAGGAAACACCGGAGGAGCGACUCCGGCGAAGGAUGAGGUUUCUCGAGUUGCGGCGUGAGCACUACAACUACGUCAGUCACAGCGAGCAAUGCAACAUGGCGGACACGGAGGAUGAAGAUCACGCGGAGAAUCACCCAAAGUGUGAAGAGAAUUGCAAGCCGAAAUAGAGAAUGGUUUAAUUUAAUUAAAACUACCGAAACUACCUUGCAAUUAAAUUGGCAUUAAGCACUUUUUCUAAAUCUGUCACUAUAAUCACUAUGAGUGGACAAACCAAUUUGUUGUG